Messenger RNA from Prosopis cineraria, 1267 nucleotides. Its product is annotated as transcription factor MYB8-like. The coding region runs from base 161 to 1090 and encodes 309 amino acids. The transcript is spliced from 3 exons. Lineage: Eukaryota; Viridiplantae; Streptophyta; Magnoliopsida; Fabales; Fabaceae. The record is from RefSeq and is a predicted model, not a curated record.
UCUCUCUUGUACAGAAAAAGCAGGACCCCCCGAGUCAAUUGCAUUUUGCUCCUCUUCCUCCUCUCUACCUCCCUUUUAUAUUCCUCCUCCUUCCCUCCCUCCUCUCCUAUCCCACCUUCCUCACCUCACUCAUCUCCCUCUCCCCUCCCCACCUCCAUCCAUGGGCAGAUCUCCUUGCUGCGAGAAAGAGCACACCAACAAGGGAGCCUGGACCAAGGAGGAAGACCAGCGUCUCAUCAACUACAUCAAGCUCCAUGGUGAGGGCUGCUGGAGAUCUCUCCCCAAAGCUGCUGGUUUGCUUCGAUGUGGCAAGAGUUGCAGGCUCAGGUGGAUUAACUAUCUCAGGCCUGAUCUCAAGAGAGGCAAUUUCACUGAAGAAGAAGACGAGCUCAUCAUUAACCUCCACAGCCUCCUCGGCAACAAAUGGUCUCUGAUCGCCGCCAGGUUACCGGGGAGAACCGACAAUGAGAUCAAGAACUACUGGAACACACAUAUCAAGCGGAAACUUUAUAGCCGCGGAAUCGACCCUCAAACGCAUCGGCCGCUCAACGCCGCUGUCAACCCCACCGCCACCCCCGCGGCAGAUACUGUCGCGGUCAUCAGAAGCAACAGUGAUGGCAGUGAUGACAAUAACAGCAAAUUUCAGUUAGCGACGACCGAGCUGGGCAGCGCCAACAACAACAAUAAUGCUACGAAGAUCGUAAAAACUGAAUCGGCCUGCGAAGACUCGAACAGCAGCAGUGGGCUCACCACAGAAGAAGCCGCCUGUGCGCGUGCGCAGCUCAACUUGGAGCUCACCAUAGGCCUUCCCUCUGAUCAGCCUUCUCCUGGGAACCGGGACAAGUUUAAACGACAAGCACGAGACCAGCCUCGGCCAGACCAACAAGUCUUGUACCACUGGUAUGGCAACUUCAGUAGUUCUAGUCAAGGCGUGUGUUUGUGUUAUGGACUAGGGUUUCAAACUAAGGAUCAAGCAUGUAGCUGCAAAUUAGCCAUGGGUGCAUCUGCUGUUACUACUACUGCUAACCCUCCUGCCGUUACAGAAAACGCGACCGAUAUGUAUAGAUUUUACACACCCAUGAAUAUUUAGAAAAGCUUUAAUUAAUUAGGAAUCAUUCGGUACUAAUCUCAACGCUUACUUUGUAAUGUUGCGGUUAUUACUUGUUAGCAUCAAGGAAUUAAAAUAGAUGCUGCAGGAUUCCUACAUUCGCAAGGUUAGGAAUUCUCAGAUAAUUUUGGUUUCAUACAUUUGAUAUAUUCUUUCUCA